AUGACUUCCCACGCUUCGCACUCCAGCUCUGGCUCCAACGUCGUUGGCGUUCACUACCGCGUCGGCAAGAAGAUCGGAGAGGGCUCCUUCGGUGUCAUCUUCGAAGGUACCAACCUGCUCAACAGCCAGACCGUCGCCAUCAAGUUCGAGCCUCGGAAGAGCGACGCACCUCAGCUCAGAGAUGAGUACCGCACCUACAAGAUCCUCGCCGGCUGUCAAGGCAUCCCGCAGGUCUACUACUUUGGCCAGGAGGGUCUCCACAACAUCCUCGUCAUCGACCUCCUCGGUCCUUCGCUUGAAGAUCUCUUUGACAUGUGCGGUCGCAAGUUCAGCAUCAAGACGGUCGUCAUGACCGCCAAGCAGAUGAUCACUCGCGUCCAGACCAUCCACGAGAAGAACCUCAUCUAUCGCGACAUCAAGCCCGACAACUUCCUCAUCGGUCGUCCUAUGACCAAGAAUGCCAACAUGGUGCACGUCGUCGACUUUGGCAUGGCCAAGCAAUAUCGCGACCCCAAGACCAAGCAGCACAUUCCGUACCGCGAGCGCAAGUCGUUGAGCGGUACCGCCCGUUACAUGUCCAUCAACACCCACCUGGGUCGUGAGCAGUCGCGACGCGACGACCUCGAGGCGCUAGGGCACGUCUUCAUGUACUUCCUCCGCGGCGGUCUGCCAUGGCAGGGCCUCAAGGCGGCGACCAACAAGCAAAAGUACGAAAAGAUCGGCGAGAAGAAGCAGAGCACCCCCAUCAAGGAGCUCUGCGAGGGUUUCCCGGAGGAGUUUGGCAUCUACCUCAACUAUGUGCGCAAGCUCGGGUUCGAGGAGACACCGGACUACGACUUUUUGCGCGAACUCUUCACCAAGGUGCUCAAGAGCUCGGGCGAGCAGGAGGACGGCGUGUUUGAUUGGAUGCUGCUCAACGGCGGCAAAGGAUGGGAGGCGGGUACCAACCGCGACCGCCGGGAUGAACGGGAUCGACCUCGCGAGGCGCGUGCGUCGGCGGUACCGCAGGCGUCGGCAGCGGCAAUCCAGCCGCCCACGGCGCUGGCUCGAAGCGGGUCCAAGGGUGGGCGCAAGUCGGGUGGUGCCCACAUGCAAAGCGAGCGUUCCCAGGCCGAACGCCUGCGUGCCAGUCACGGCGACUUCAACCAGAACGGCUCCGGCUACGGCGGUGUCGGUCACGCAUCGAAUGUUGCCGUGCACGAUGCUACCGUUGCUGGCAUCCCAGCGCAAAACGGGACCCGAGAACACAGUCAUGCAGGCCACAUGACGCCCACUGCCAUGUCUUCGGGCAAUGGCCUAGAUGGACGUCGUGGCGACAACCGCCAGGCGGUCGGUCUGAGCAAUGGCGAGGAUCACCCAGCGGAACGCAAGACGUUCGGUCAGAAGCUGGUCAACAUGUUGACAUGCCGAUGCGGUUGA
Messenger RNA from Kalmanozyma brasiliensis GHG001, 1419 nucleotides. Its product is annotated as Protein kinase domain protein. The coding region runs from base 1 to 1419 and encodes 472 amino acids. Gene Ontology annotation, cellular component: nucleus; cytoplasm. The record is from RefSeq and is a predicted model, not a curated record. The transcript has a single exon. Gene Ontology annotation, biological process: signal transduction; peptidyl-serine phosphorylation; endocytosis. NCBI's taxonomy places the organism in Eukaryota, Fungi, Basidiomycota, Ustilaginomycetes, Ustilaginales. Gene Ontology annotation, molecular function: protein serine/threonine kinase activity; ATP binding.